UCACGCUCUGAGCAAAUGCGUCGACCAGCGUCUGCUGCAUUGGCGAGAUUGGUCGCUCCGACGCAGCAGCUGCUUUUGUCGUCCCACUGUGCAAGUGUCGUCGCUGCAUCACUCUCAUCAUCACAAUACAGCCUGCGAAGCAGACAGACCGACGAGCUGCUGCUCCGGCAUCGGCGGUGGAUGCAUCAUGACAGCUCCUCCACCACCCAGGCGAGCACGUCUGGCCACGUCCCAGAGCCACCAAGUCAGGCCACAAGCACCCAGCACAAUCAUCAAACUCGCAAAGCCACCUCCUCGGCAGACGAGGAGGCAGGAGCAGGCCAGGCAGCCGCCUUCUCGCUUUCAACAAUGCUGGCCGAGCGACGUGCGCAGUCGGCCGCCGUCGAGCAGGAACUGAGCACGGCAACGACGGCGAGCUCUGGAUAUGUACAGCCAACGAUGAUUGCUGCACAUCCAAGAAAACGCGCCGCCGCCGCCACCGCCGCCGCCGCUCCAAGUCCGACCAGCAUGCAGCCAGCUCAGUCCCAAGCAGCUCAGACUGCUGAUAGUGAUGGCAAAUCUCCGUCGCAGCAGCAAUCACGGGGGCUGACCCUCCGGAACGUCUUGGUCGUCAUGAAGCUGUCUCGCUUGGAGUAUGAGCGACAGUCGCAUGGGAAUGUUUCGGACGCUGAGCUUGCAGCGCUGCUGCGGAAGCGCGGCUCGGAUUACGACGGGCUCUUGUUCCGCCAUCGACUGCAUAUUGCCAGCAUUGAGCGUCUGACGUCCUUGCUGGCUGCUCGCGGUGUGCGAUACACACUCGUGUCUGCGGACGAAGUACGACCAUCCUUGUUCCGGCCGGUUUCGUCGUGGCUCUCAACCUCGCUCAGCCACUCAAAGGAGGCGCAAGGCGCGCCAUCCACUUUCGCAGCCACCCCUAGCCAAGUGUUUGAUGCAGUGUUCUCGGCGGGUGGGGACGCCACCUUCCUUCGCGCGGCCGCGCAUGUCACCGAUCAAACGCCAGUGAUUGGAUUGAACACGGAUCCUGAGCGGUCCCGUGGGUUUCUCUGUCUCAAGGUCCACGAUCCCGUCGACGUGCUCGACAGGCUGGCAGAGGGGAACUUUUCGUAUCUACGGCGGCAGCGGAUUCGCGUGCGGUUGAGCGGCGAACUUUCCACGAUGGCGGUCGCAUUCCAGCGACAUCGACACUCGUAUUCGCUGAGUUUCAGCGGGAGCAAGGCAGACUCGCCCGCGAACUUGACCUUUGAGACCAACCCGUCUCCGUAUUUGUCAGGAUGGACGACAGGAAACGUGAGCUCCGCAACGCAAUCGCUGUUCGCUUCUGAUACGGCAGUUGCUGCCGCCGCGUCUACCACAGCGACCACGGCUACCGCGGCUACGUCUGUGGAUGUCACGACCUCACACGCCGAGAUUGGCCCAGCAGCUCCGCCCGACGUGACGGAAGAAGACGACGAGCACGUCGAGCACACGCUCGCCUCCAAAGAACAAAUUCUAUCAACCACUUCACCCAGUGGCAAGCCAAGCACCAAAGAGCACACCCACGGCAAUGCACAUGCGGCCAAGAGCAACGCCUUGCCGAGCAACAACCGCGCGGCCGACGCCGGCGUCUUGACCUCUGACUCGGGCUCGGAUAUGCAGAGUCUCAACCAGCACUGUGUUACGCUUAGAUAUCGCGCGCUCAACGAAGUCAUCAUUGCCGAGGCAGACGUGUCGAACGCUGCCUAUUACGAACUCUCCGUCGACGGCAGUCCCGGCGAAAAGCAGAAGAGCUCUGGGCUAAUCGUGUCUACCGGCACAGGCUCGACGUCCUGGCUGUACAAUGUGUGCCGCAUGAAUGCGAGCGACGUGACUCGCAUUCUUGAGCUUGCACACUGUCCGCAGGGUCGCGAUCCCGUGCACAUUGCCGAGCAGUUCAAUUCCGCCUUGGUGUUUGACCCUGCCGACCCCCGACUCAAGUUUGCCGUGCGCGAGCCUAUUGACAAUGGCAUCUUCAACGUGACACAUCCACGCGGGUUUGCCAACACGCUGUCCGUGCGAUCGCGCAGCAUUGAUGCUCGCCUGAUUCUUGACAGCGCCGUGUCCAUCCCGUUCACUGACGGUGCCGUUGCGACCGUCGAGAUGCACGACGAAGAUGCGCUUCUGACUGUUGUUAUGGACCGUUGACUGGAUACUGCGUUUGCAUGCCUGCGUUGUUCAAGUUAUUUAAAUCGACAGUGGGGUUUUGGCGGUUUUUGGUUUUGGUACUUGUGGAUCAAG
Capsaspora owczarzaki ATCC 30864 is the source of this 2253-nucleotide messenger RNA. RefSeq lists its product as hypothetical. The record is from RefSeq and is a predicted model, not a curated record. Gene Ontology annotation, molecular function: NAD+ kinase activity. NCBI's taxonomy places the organism in Eukaryota, Filasterea, Ministeriida, Capsasporidae. Gene Ontology annotation, cellular component: mitochondrion. Gene Ontology annotation, biological process: NAD+ metabolic process; NADP+ biosynthetic process. The coding region runs from base 16 to 2160 and encodes 714 amino acids. The transcript has a single exon.